Dromaius novaehollandiae (emu) is the source of this 33709-nucleotide messenger RNA. It is a transcript of the gene NEGR1, whose product is annotated as neuronal growth regulator 1. The transcript is spliced from 7 exons. The coding region runs from base 299 to 1363 and encodes 354 amino acids. The record is from RefSeq and is a predicted model, not a curated record. NCBI's taxonomy places the organism in Eukaryota, Metazoa, Chordata, Aves, Casuariiformes, Dromaiidae.
UCCCCGCUCCGCCGCCAGUCGCCAGGACGAGUUGCUAAGGAAACGGCUGCGUGGCAACGGGCUCCCAGCCUGGGGGCCGUCUGCCGCCGCGGAGCCUGACGCCGCCGCGGCGCGCAGAGCCGGGCGCGCUGCCCUCCUCGCUAGAUGGUGCGGCAGCCACCCGAGAGGAGGCACGCUCCGGGCUCGGCCGCCGACCGCGGGCAGCAGCGAGGGCCGCCGCCGGGGGCAGCGCUCGGCCGCCGCCGCCGCCGGCCUGAGGGGGAGCGCGGAGCGGGCGCGGGCGCGGAGCGGGCGCGGCAUGGACAUGAUGCUGCUGGUGCAGGGUGCUUGCUGCUCCAACCAGUGGCUGGCGGCGGUGCUCCUCAGCCUGUGCUGCCUGCUGCCCUCCUGCCUGCCCGGCGGGCAGAGCGCCGACUUCCCCGGGGCGGCUGUGGACCACCUGGUCGUCAGGAAGGGGGACACGGCGGUGCUUAGGUGUUACUUGGAAGAUGGAGCUUCAAAAGGUGCCUGGCUGAAUCGGUCGAGCAUUAUUUUUGCUGGAAGUGAUAAGUGGUCUGUAGAUCCUCGGGUUUCCAUUGCAACAGCAAACAGAAGAGAGUACAGCCUGCAGAUACAGGACGUAGACGUGACGGAUGAUGGUCCAUAUACGUGUUCUGUGCAAACCCAGCACACUCCUAGAACGAUGCAGGUGCACUUAACUGUACACGUUUCUCCGAAGAUAUUUCGCAUUUCAAAUGACCUCGUUGUGAACGAAGGCAGCAACAUUACUCUUGUGUGCUUGGCCACGGGGAAACCAGAGCCUUCCAUUUCUUGGAGACACAUCUCUCCGUCCGCGAAGCCCUUCGAAAGCGGGCAGUAUCUGGACAUCUACGGCAUUACCAGGGACCAGGCUGGCGAAUACGAGUGCAGCGCGGAAAACGACGUCUCCGUCCCAGACGUGAGAAAAGUGAAAGUCACAGUAAACUUUGCUCCCACAAUUCAGGAACUUAAGUCCAGUGGUGUGAUGCUUGGAGGGAAUGGCCUGAUAAGAUGUGAAGGUGCAGGCGUUCCUGCUCCGCUCUUUGAGUGGUACAAAGGAGAAAGGAAACUGAUCAAUGGUCAACAAGGAAUUACUAUUAAAAAUUAUAGCACGAGAUCACUUCUCACUGUUACCAAUGUGACAGAGGAGCACUUUGGCAACUACACGUGUGUCGCUGCCAACAAGCUAGGGACCACCAAUGCCAGCCUGCCGCUCAACCCUCCCAGCACUGCCCAGUACGGGAUCACAGGCGAUGCGGAGGUGGUGUUCUGCUGCUGGUCCCUCGUGUUGACACUGUCCUCUUGCACCAGCAUAUUCUACCUGAAGAACAUCAUUCUGCACUAAAUGUAAAGAACCAUAAAAGGCUUUUAAGGAUUCUCUGAACGUGCUGAUGACUGGCUCCAAUCUGGUAGAGUUUGUUAAAAGCAGCGUGGGAUAUAAUCAGCAGUGCUGACAUGGGGAUGAUCGCCUUCUGUAGAAUUGCUCAUUAUGUAAAUACUUUAAUUCUACUCCUUUUUUUGAUUAGCUGCAUUACCUUGUGAAGCAGUACACAUUGUCCUUUUUUAAGACGUGAAAGCUCUGAAAUUACUUUUAGAGGAUAUUAAUUGUGAUUUCAUGUUUGUAAUCUACAAGUUUUCAAAAGCAUUCAGUCAUGGUCUGCUAAGCUGCAGACUGUAGUUUACAAAAAAAAAAGAAUAUUGCAGUAAAAACGUGCUUCUUUAAGGCUGCAAUACAAAUAUUCAGUUCCCUUCUUAAAUAACAUUCUAUCCACAUUUACACAGAAACAUUUUUUCUUUUUUGAUUAAAAAAAUCAAAUAAUAUUGCCUUCGAAAUAUUUCUUCAGAAUAUUACACAUAUCUAGAUUUUCUUCUAGCAUGAUAUUCAGGUUUCAAGAAUGAGCCUUGUAUUAUAACUGCAUUGUGCAGUACUGCUUUUCUGUUUCCUUUCCUUUUUCCUGCAAAUUCAGCAUGGGUGUGCCUUUAUAAAAUAACUCCUUUUCUCCUCCUUUCCAACAAAUCUGGAAUGUGUUUUGGGAAAGGCUAAAGCAUCCUUUUGAGCAUAACUAAUCUCUAAUUGAGGACAAAAGUGCUAUUGGCUAAAAGAAUACCUCUUCUUCCAUCUCCAGUGGGUAAUGGCACUGCUUCAAGCUUAGCCUACAAUGUUGUAUAUUUAGGCAAUCGGUCAAGGAUAGCACCAAUGCCUUUUCAUUUUUUCCAUCUACUAGCACUAAUCAGUAGGUGAUCUCUGUAAAAACUAGUUUUCCCAUUACGAAAUAGAGCAUACAUUAUUUUCAGACACCAUGUGAAUGUAACAAUUUUUCCCUUAGUCAUUCUAAAUCAAAAUCCUUAAAUGGCUGUAUAUGUGAGAAGCUGCAUAGUCCCUUUUUUAUUAUUGGCCAAAAACUAUGUGAAUUGUACGUUUUGGCUAAUUUAGCAAUGAUAAAGGAUGCUUUUAAAUAUUAGAUAUCUGAAAAUACAUAAAGUAUCAAGCAGAUUUAUAUAUAUAUAUAUAUAAAAUACAUAUAUAUAUUAAAAUGAGGUUGCUCCAAUAACUGUACUUAAGUGCAUGUUACCAAUGAUGCAUCUUUACAGACAGAACUUCAUUACUGAUAUACUAAUACUGUGCGAAUAUCUUACUACAGCAGUUAACUUCUCUGUAACUCAGUGAAGGAACAAGUUUCAAAAUAGCAUAUAAUGUUGCUAAAUUUUUUUCUUUUUUAGAAACACAGCUCCAUACAGCAUUAAUACAACAUUUUGCUCACAAUUCACAGCUGAAUUUGAAAGUGUCGUCCAUGUGAAUUGCUGGGACCUGAUAUGUCCAACAGCCUUUCAAUACAGGAUCUCCCAUUGACCCCCCCAUAGAGGUUGACUUGCUUACAAAACAACUGUUGAAGACAAAAAUAAUAAAAAAUUAUCUACACUAUUAAUUUACUUUCCAUGCACCUGUUUUAUAUAUGAACUCCAGUAGGUGGUACAAUUACUAUAAAUAUAACACCUUUUCUCCUCAUAUUAAGUUUUUGUAGCUAGCAAUACCAGAUGAGUACUGUACAAGCUCAGCAGUUCCAAAUUCAGCUUACAAAUAUUCCAGUUUUUGAAAAUGCAAAUUCUGAAUUUCCUUAGUCUCAGUAUAUACUAUCCCAUGCUAAGAUGUAGACAGAUUAUGCAGUGAAUCUGUUGUCAUUACUAAUUAACUCAGAUGCAGGGUAUGAACUGAAAUAUGUUGACUCCAAAAUAUGGCAAUAAAAUGUCUUAAGUUACGCUACUUCUGUUCAGUGACAGAUUUUACAAUUUCUAUUAUAUUAUUUUCAGUUGUUGUGCUGAGCAAUUACUAUUUUCAAAAAUGUGGCAUUUUUUAAAACCUUGAAUAACAUGACAAAAUUCAUUCUUUCCAGAAAUCGUAUACAAACAGUUGAAAUUAUAUUAUAUACUGUCCUGAUAUUCUGCUCUCUCUUGUAUUGCAGCUUUAAAGUGCUAUAUUUUAGAAUCCAUUCAUUAGAAACAGCGGUGCUGCAGAAAAUACCAUGUCAGUACAGUUCUGUGAAGAAGGAAAAAAGAGUUAGGAUAUGCGUAACCCAACUCAUAUGCCUCUUCUCACACAAAAUUGAGAGCUGCUUCUAUACUGUGGCUGGAUAAAAUUAUGUAUUUUGAUAAAGAGUUUCAGUGAUUCCUGAUAUCGGGAAUGUGAGAAUUCCAGCAGCAGAAUAGAAUAAACAGCGGUUUUACUAAAUACAAAAAAACUGAAGUAUUGCCUGUUUGCAUUCUGGAUACCACUGGAAUAGCAUGGACAUUUGGGGACAUAAUUAUUGUCGAGUCUAAAAAGGAACAAAACAAAACAAAAAAACGUUUCUAGGUGCCAAUGGCAUUUUCGUAGACGAAAUAGGUAUUUAAAGACCAAUGAGAUCUGCGUGUUCAGCAGUGGAAAUGCGUGUGUGUGCGCGUGUGCAGGUUUUCAAGCUCAGCCCUACGCAUGCUGGGACCGCGCUCACCCGAGCGGGUGCCCUCAGGGUCUGUAGGGUUUGUCUCUUGAAGGCUGCUUAUGGAAAUUUGACCAUUUAACCCUCCAGUCCAACAAAGAGACACAGACAUGCUUAACUUUAUGCACUGAUUAAUUCAGAGGAUAGAGUACAUAAAGUUCAUCAACCUUGAUUUUUGCAGGAUUAGAGCUAUAGGCAAUAUUGACCAAAUAAAGAAACUUGGUUCUUUGGUUAAUCAGCUCCAUACGAUAAACUGGUAGUUGUGCAGUUUGGGAUCUAUUGGGAUGUUCUUCCAAAACGGACUGUGCAGACUGUUGCAAAUCGAAUACAAUAAUAUAUUAGAAAAUCUAUUCACCCUUUAAUUUCUGGGGUGUAUUUGCUUUAGGCAACUAUUUCAAGGUAUGUUCUGUGCUCCUCCAGAUCAUUAACCCAUACUGUUCAUAUCUGCUGAUCAAAUAUUAUUAUAUUUAUUCCUACCUUUAAAAUGUGAAAAAUAAAUGGAUGAGCUCCAAGCAGUAUAACUGAAUAUUGAUAUUAAGAUUGUUUCCCACAUUCGAAACCCUGAAGUCUGUAACACCGUAAGUUCCUACUUGUGCAAUAACUCAGGUCUACUAAUUACCAUCUCAUUGGUGACAUAUAUAGAAGUAAUGAUGCUCUAAUCAUACAGUUGCUGAUCAUGAUAUUAUACCAAUAGUGAAUUAAAGGAUGUCUCACAACUUCUUAAACAAAUGCAGUUUCUCAAGGGUUUAUAAUUUGGCAGGAAAUGUAUUCUUCAUAGCUAGACAGCUUUUUUUAAACUUUUCAAUAUAUAUAUUUUUUUUAGAAACUAUGCUGUUUUUAAGAUACAGGAGUGUUAAAAAACAUCACCAGUAAAAGCUGCUUUUUUGCACAUUUUCAGAGUUAGCAUUCUAGAAAAAUAAUGGUAAACAUUAUGCCUACCAAAAUCUCUGCUUAUUCCACAUAACUGUGUUAUAAAGAAUGUGUAUACCAAAAUAUGUAUUUACAUGGAUAAACAAUAUGCCUUAAAGUCUAAAUAUGCAUUUACUUCUAAGACUGGACCAUGCUUGUGUCCAGUCUGGAGGUAAAUAAUCCAUAUUUCAUAACCUGCCAUAGAAGGUUUUGUUUCUUUCCGGGAAAAAAAAAGAAAAAAGCAAGCAAAAAUGAUCAGUUUCUUUUAAAACAAUCUUAAAUAAUUUUAAAAUUCUUGCAUAAACUGACAUAUGUGAGGAAGUUUAGGAAAAGGAUAAAGUUUUAGCCUGACACUUUCUCUUUAGAAUUGGAAAUGAGUUGACUCAUUCUCGGCGAUUUGCACUGAGGAGCUGACACAGAGCUCGGUUUUGCCACCGAAAUCCUCGUUAUGGCUCUGAAGGGGAGACUGUACUGUGCCGUCCCCAUCCUUGUUGCAAAGGACCGUGUGUGUACAGUGGUUAACACAAAUCGACACGAGGGUGUUUGUGAGAAUUUUACUGAGGACCACUGUACGCUCAUUUAAAAUGCAGAUUGUCACCCUCUGCGAGGAUGCACCGCUCAGCUGGCCACAUCUCCCUUUCUAACCUGUCUUCCGUCUCCUCCAGGGAUGCAUUACCUCCACCUGCGUCCUGCUCGCCCUCUUCUCAGCCUCCUGUCCCAUAACUCUACCUGUCUCCCGCAGCUAGCUCUUGGCCUGAAGGCGGGUUUCAAAGCUGGACUGGGAGAGACCAGAGCCGCUUCCAGCAGCAGCAGUGGUGCCAGGGAGCGGGGAGAAGGACCAUUUGUGGCGGUAGGGAGAUAAGAGGUAGGACUAUACGGACCACGAGCAGGGGUCCCUGUUGACUUGCAGGCUCUGGAAGCGUGAAUACGUCCAGGGACAGGGGCAGCCAUCCCUGGGCCACUUCAGCCUUACUUAGCCAGUCAGUCUAUCUCAGCACUGCUGAAAAAAGCCAAUGCACCCAUAACCUUUCUGGCUGUACUGAAACAUGUAAUAAAAAAUUCUUCAAAACAAGAAAUUCUUAAAAAAAAUCUUAAAAAACAAGAAAUAAAAAUUCUUCAUUCAGUUUUAACAGACAGUAAAUAAAUAACUAUUUGCCCUGAAGGGAAGAAUUUACUUUCAGUUUGGCUGAACUUAAGUGUAUUCACUACCCCUGAAUCGAGGGUCUGAACGCACUGUGGUUGGGUUGGCUUUAGUUUUCAGUCCUGUUUUAUGCUUCUCCGUUGAGCAUUAAGGGAGAGAGAGGGAAUUUACUCUGCUUUCAGAAAAGUCCGUAACAUAACUGAAAAUAGCCAGUUUAACACAACUGCAGAAAAGGUCUCAGGAUAAUUUGGAAGGGAUUCUCAGUAAAACCUGCUCUGAAAAUUUGUAUCAGCAAGGGUGCGCAAGAUUUUUUUCCCUGCUCACCUUCAGCACUGAGGAAAUACAUUUUUUUUUCACGUAUCACUUUCUACCACCUUUCUGCCUAAUUUAUGAAGAGAUCAAAAGUUCCUUUACAUUGGAAAACUGUUGUGUUAAAAAUGUAGAGAUCAGCAUAUUCGUCACAUCCCAUAACUUAGUUUUUAGCCAUUUAUAUUUUAAAGGAUAUUAAGCUCUCCUUGGUAGGAUGUAAAUCUGUAUUGUAGGACAAGACGUGGGGCCAAAAUCCCAACCUUCUCUGGCUUAUUCAUUCCUUUCCCAGUCGCUCUGAGCUGCCAUGAGGCCAUCGAUGCAAUCAUCCGAGGACUCUGGUGUUAAAGGGAGUUGCCAAAUGAUGUAUAACGGCUAUUAGCAGCUCUGCUUCACCUACAUGCUGAUGUCUCAGUAACUCUUCGUUGCCAGACUUAUCCCUUAGGGUUUGCUCAAAUUUAUGCCAACAGCCAUCCCUGUGAUUGGAGAAAUGCAAAAGUGACCUUUUGCUUUGAUCCUGCUCUGAGCGUACUCGGGCAGAGCAGAGAACUUGGCUCUUCGGUGCGAUGAACUCUGAACUGAACUGCAAACAGUAAUGAAAAAUAGCACAGCUGAAAGUAAUUUUACUUGAAGUCACUUUCAUCAUCUCACAGUUCUUUACUCAUCCUCUAUGGCAACUGUAUAGCCAGGUAAACUUAAGCCUCCAUUAGCAGAAUAAAUUACAUUUCUGCAGCAAACCAGAAUUUAAAGAUAGGGAAAGGAGGAAAGGGGGGGAGGCGGUGGUUACUGCCACUAAAGCCACAUGAAUUUCCCCCCUUAUCUUUCACAUAUGAAAGUAUUUAUUAUCCCUCCAUACCUUUUUUAUGCUGCCAGCUAAAAAAAUGCCUGUAAUGAUGAUAUAUAUUGUAUUUAGUAUCCAGAGAGCUAAGAAGUCUGUUCUCCCCUAAUGCACAUCCAUCCUUCUCUUUAUUAUUCUUCAGCCAAAACUAAAACACAAUUCACACAUUACAUGAUGCAAUUUAUGUGCAAUAACAUCAGCUCUUCCACUUAUCAAACCCAUUAUAGUCAUAAGUACGUAACUCCCAUUAACCUCAAAGACAGUGACUUAAAUGUGAACCACAAGCAAGAAUAAACUUUAAAGAUGUCAUUUAAUGACAGCAGGCUUGUUUUCUACUCUGUGCCCAGUGGUGAGAUGGCAGGCUCCUUCCUUCCCCUCCCCUUUUUUCUUUUCUUAUGUGAAAGUAUGCUUUCCUCAUCUUCAGGGAGAUUAAUUUAGGUUCGAAGGUGUAGUCAUUUAGACGUGCUUAACAUUUUUGACGUAUCGCCUCAGGUAGUGAUACUUCAUCAGCUGAGUACCAAUGUGAGAGGUGAAGCAUCCCGGGAAGCUGCAGUCAGUUGGGCAGUCGGCUCCCACUUAAUGCUAAUGAGACAGUUUCUUGCAGAAAUUUCAGCUCUAUAGAAGCUAUGGGAGGUAGCACGGUUCAUUAGGCUAUGAAAGCUUUAAAAUGUUAAAGGAACUGGUUUUCCUCUCUCAUUUAAGUGAAUUGCUAAAAGCUCUGGGUUGUUCUUCCAUGGAACUUUGAAUUCACUAUUUUCUUCAUUAACUUUGACCUUUUUACAUUUAUUUUAAAAAAAAAGUUAACUUUAGAGAAAGCUACUGCAAAUUCAUUUCCCCCAAGCAUGUGGAAGUGUAUUUAAGAUCAGAGAGACUGAGAGUUUCAUGAAGGAAAGAAAUGGAUCGCAUUUGCCAAUAUAAUUUCUGUAUAAAAAGGAUUUUUUAAUGUGCCAAAAAUUAAGGAUCAUAAGUUCUAUGAAUCAUUUCUAAAUUACUUGUAACAAUAGGGUUGUGUAUAUCCUAUUUUGCCCACAUGUUCAUUAGUAGCAGAAAGGCAAACUGCAUUAUGCUGCUUCUGUGGUCUGACGUCCUCCUAAAACAUAACUGAUCGGUAAUCUGGAAAAAACCUCUGCUCAGCGGCUCUUCUGCACCUGCCCUUUAGAAACUGAUGCUUCUGAUGUUAAGCGGCUUUUGCUGGUGUCUGUCAAGAUUUCUCUGAUUGCUCUCAGUGAUGUGGAAAAUAAGCUAGUGAGCCAUCCACGUGGAGUUACGGGUCAUCCAAAGGAAAAGUACAGCAACGCGGGUGACACAGUUUUCUGUAAGUUUGGUUCCAAGAUAUUUGCAUAAAUCUUUUCAAAUAGCUAAUGAUGCAGACCUAUGCUUAAUCCGUUGGUAAGCAAAAAGCCUGAUUAAAGAAAAUAACAGUGACUUCACUAAAACCUCUUCUAAGUAUCCCUAAAAAAAACCAGUCUGUAUCAGCUAAGUAGGGUUUAGUUCUAAACUGAUAUUUAACUGUUAUUACAGGCAUUCAGGCUUUCGUAGUGAGUAAAGAAGGGUUCAAAUGGAAAUACAAACAACGUUGUGACAAUAAAAUAGACGUGAGCUAUUUUGCCACCUCCGGGAGGAGGAGGGUGCCUCUGUCAAAGUUAGCUUCUAACUUCUAAGAUGAACCUUAAAAAAGUGUCAGAUGAAUAGUCAGCUAAAAGGGAAAAGACUUGAUGUUAAGCUUUGUGAGUAGAGAGAUGAAAUUUUAAGCAAAGAGGUCGAGAUUAUAGCACUGUGGUUCCUUUGCAGUUAGCAGCAGAGAGCAACCUGUAGGCAGUUAUUCAGCAGCCGGUACCUUGGUGGAGCUGAAGGAUUUUGAAAAGAAAUACAGCACUGUGGCACGGUAUUUAUGUUCGACUUGUUGCCGUUGUAACUUCAAGGCAUGUAUCUGGGGAAAAGGAAACACCAUAUAGGUGUUUCUCUAACAGGAUUAUGGGGGUUGAUUUUUACUUAAAAGCAUCUGAAAGCUCUGUGUUGUUUAUCUGACUCAACAAAACUUUCUCCCCCAAGCUGGACACGUAAGCACGACUUCCUUGCAGCACGAGGUAUGGUGUUAAAAUCUUUUCAUCUGGGCAUAUGUUUAUAUAAUGCAACUAGUAGAAAUGUUUGAUUAUAGGUUUGCUUUCCCUGUUGGUGAAAUACUUAGUGGACAGGUACCUGAAUUUUUACAGCGUUCGUUUUUGGCAUGGCAGUUUUGAUAAGUGUUUUAGUCUUUAUUUCAGUGCAUUAAACAGCUUUUUGCAUAGGAACAUAACGUAAAAGAGUACAUUUUAAAAAUUAAUUUCUGAAGUUAAUCACCCAUAGUAACUUGGCUCCCAGGAAUGGCUGUGUUCCACCUCAGAUCUAACUUCAGCUCCUUGUGAAGUGAGAUUGUGGUGAUGCCAGUCAAGAGGCACUGAUGAGUACUUCUUUCACAAUAUUUUUCGCUGGAAGAUUUUAGAUAAGACACUUAGGUCUUCUGAAAAAAAUUCAGCUAAGGGCUUUGACCUUAUAUUUGAAUAUGGAAUUAACACUCCGGUAAAGGUUAAUGAACAGAAGAAGAGAGUAGAGAAUUUUGACCGAGAUACUUAGGAAAAGAAUUUAAACAUGUGAAGAUCACAGAGCAGAUUGGCUGCUCAGCACCUGCUCCUCCUCUGCCUUCCAGCUUUGAGGGGCUGAGUCUACUGGGAAAACAUGCACAGAAAACAGAAAAAGGAAGAGUAGGGUUAGCAUUUGGUGUAGAAAGCCACAGAUAUAAUUAUGCAUUAAGCUAUCAUUUCUGAUUAAUUAUGGAUCCUCUUCAGACAGAUACCUACAAUGCCUGCCUACUCUAUGCUUGGUCUUUAGUUGGUGGCAUCAGCCAAAUGAUAAAAUACUUCAGUCACAAUUUUGCCAUUUGUUCCUUCCUCAGGUAGCUCAUCACCAGGCUCCAUCGGUAGUUUCUGUGCAAUGGACAGAAAGGUGGAAAGAUUAAACUCCUUUCCAAACUGAGAAGGAAUUUUACUUGUGAUAGCAAAAGUGAAAGGCAGAUGUAUCACUUCAUUUUUCUAUUUAAUUUGGCUUUCUUAGUUAUACAACAGAAAUGCCCUGAAUUUUACUGCAGGUUUUGCAUUCUAUUGUCUUCAUUUUAUCCUCAGCUAAGACCUCUGUGAGAAGAAUACAGGAUUCUUCCUUUAAACUUUUAAAAUGUGUUUGUCUUUCUCUUGAACUGUGAUCUUAAAAAACUUUUUACUUCCUCAUUAAGUUGAUGGUUUUGAAAAGUAAUUAUUUGAGCAUAUGGUGAAAUGUGCAAUUAUUACUGCUAGGCUCUUCAUGCAAGAAUAUCCACUUUAACAUGGAUAUCUCUCAUAAGCACUGACAACGAGGAAUUCGGUCAUACUUCAAACAAGAAACAAACCUCCCCUCAAACUCUUAACUUCUGCUUCCUGACACUCAUGACACUAUUGUUUUAGAUGGUAAAUAAUACUGGGAUGAAGUCUUAAAAUGAAUGAAAAGGGUUAGUUGUCAUAGGCUAUUAAUUUAAUAAUUGCUUUAAAUUACUGUGUUCAUGGCGUAUCUUAUUAAAGGCAUUUAACUUACAUUUAAUGCUCAUACCAGUAGCAGAACCUGUGAGUUGUGAAAAUUACUUUAAUGUUCCCAUAAAUUAAAAAUAUUUUGCAGCUAAAUCCCUUCCUACCUGAGGCUUGGGCAGAAAAGCCUAUGCUGCGACGUACGCCCUGCUCACACGGCCCAGCCACUACCAUGGUACCAAAAACGACCUUCUGCACCACGUCAUUUUAAAGCAGGGCCCAGAACUGGGGCUUUCCUCUUUUUCAAUGGCUAUUUUCACUGUGCAAGAGCUAGUCAGUAAUAAUCCAGCUAGUUAAUACAUCGUCAGUAUAUUUGGAAGGGCUCAUAAGGAUGAAACAAGUGUAGGAAAAAAAAACAGUGAUUUGCAUUUGCUAGCGGUAGAGAGACAGCAUUUUAACAUAAAAGCCAAAUCUCAUGGUGGUAAUGAACCGGUUUUGUGUGUAAUUAUCAUUCUACUAUUCAAAAUAUUAUUAUUAAAGUAACUCCCAGCUCAAUUUUCAGUCCAGCUAUCAUACCCAAAUUUAAAAAAUUAUGAAGAUAUGUAUUUAUUCUAUAGUUGAGCACGUCUGCAUUGCUCUGUAUGAGUAAAAAUUGCUCUUUUUUUUACCUCGGCAUAUGUUACUGAGAUGACUUUUGAGAGGCUGUAAAGCUUGCCGCUGGCCCUGAACCGCUUGGGGUGGCUUUGCCCCCCGAGCAGCCCUAUCAAAUUCUGCACCGCGUGGGCUUUGCUAACAAGAGCAGGAUACACAGUUUUUUCCUACGAAACAAAAUCUCUCGGCACCCUGUGGCAGAACUUAGAUUUCAGUGUCUGUGACCUGGAGCCAAACAGCCACAAAUCCCUCAAACGAGGGCGGCUCAGCCUUCGGCACGGAGAGCCUCAGCCAUGAGAGCGGCUGGUAAGGAAGCGCGCUGCCUGUCUGCCCGGAGGGGCUGGGAUUGCUCCUGAAUUCGGCUCCUGCCACCCCACCUCUGUCACCCAGCGGGGAGGUUCCCUUUUUUCCAGGAUAUGUUGAUGCCCAUGGGGAAGUAAUAAUGUCUGAGUGUCAGGUCUGUGCUUUAGGGACAGGUCUUCUGCAUCAGUGCGAGCUGGAAAUAUAUCUCAGUAACUUGUGGGUUUAACUCCACACUCCUUGGCACUGCUGAGACCUCCCUUACCCUUUUCCAGGGAAGCAGCGCUGCUGCCGGACAGCCCGGGGCCCCCCUCUCCUGGGCUCAGCCGGGCACAGAGCGCGUCGCUCCUUGCAGUCCUGUUUUGUCUUGUCACCUCCUGCACGUCUAGCAGAAGGGGAGGGGGUGACUGCUGCCCAAGAUGCAGCAUCAGACUCGAAGACAAGAAUAAAUUCAAAUGCAAAGAGCAGAGCACUCCUACAGAUGUUCUUAAUUAAAGCAAUCUAACCCAACCCCCAUAUAUUCUGAAGUAAUAAUCCAAAAAACUGCCUUACUACUCCCAUAUGGUCUGAGUCACUGCUGCAGCGUACUACAGUAUUAUUAUUUUCACAAGAUUAAACCAUUUGCUAAAUAAUCCACCUGUUAAAUAAACACUCCCACUCUUCAAAUAUUGUUGUUUUGUUUUCCAGACUAUCUACAAUCUGGACUUAUUUCAGAUGAAAAAAAAAAAGAUAAACCCUGAAGAACAGAACUGUAUUUUGGCUAUUUGAAAGUAUCUAUCCUGUGUGCACAUCUGCUCCUUUGCAAGCUGACAGAGCUCUUACAUUAGAAGAAACUCAUAGUUACUUCUCCAGCUAGGCGCUAAUGAGUUUCCAUCAUCAGCCCACCACAAUCUUGGCACUUUUAACCUCCUCAGGACUUGAAUUAUUUCUUAUUCACCUGGCUUGACCUUCCAAUAGACGUGUCAUCUCAAAGGGACAAAUCCUGGUCCAGGCUUGUCUUAACAAACUUGACACGUGAGCAAGAACAGCAUUUGGCUCACAUUUCACUGUAUGAUCUCAUUAUCCAUGCUUUAAGCACUGAGUUCCCUGCCAUUAUCCCACUUCAGGUCUAUCUUGGGAAUAAACACCCUAUUGAACACAUCUAACGAACUUAGCCAUGCUUUGGAUCCCCCUUUCCAACCCAUCCUAGGAAACCCCUGGAAAACAUAGGGCUAGUUCUACAGAAUGCAAGUCUCCACACACAAAAAUAUAAAUAAAAUUUAAAAAAAACCUAACAGCUGUGUUAAAUAGCUAACACUGGCAUUUAACAGAUUAUAUUUUAUAUCAUUUCUCCAUUGUAGUAAAUAGGUUAGUUUGCCUCCCUGAGCUCUCUCAAAUUGUUGGGAAUCUCAGGGUACAGUUGGGUGAGAUCUAGCAACAAGCCUAGGUGAAGAGGUCCCUGCUCCUGGCCUCCCGUUUCUGCCCCUGGCCUCCAGUUUGCCACCCUCUCGCUCCUGGUGUUAUGCCAGUCACGGGGUCACAUAACAAGCCAGAGCACAGAGGUCAUUCAGGCUUAAAAACAAACGAACAAACAAACAAAAACAAGAAAACCCCAUCCCCUUCCGUAGACUCUUAGGCUUGAAAGCUGAAGAACAAGUUUUUCCAGACACUUUGCUAAUUCUUUCCACCAUCCUGGACAAGCCCUUAGCACUUUUCACACUGCGGAGAAUAAUGCUCUAGAGAUGUUUAGACCCAUGCCCUGGUAUCCAGCUUGACAUGCACGUUAGCACUAUAGAGCCGGAUCUGAAAGUCAGGGUGCAAACUCCUCAGGUGUAGUGUUUUUAGACUUAGGGCUGCAAUCGGGUACCAAAUGGCAAACAAAACAUUCCCUCCAAACAUUUCCCCAAAGUUUAUUAAGAAGUAUGUGUGGGCCACACGGAAUGCUUGAGAUCUACCGCUAAUACUAAAUACUGCUUACAGGGAGCCAUAUACAUCAUGUGUGUAUAUAGAUAUUUACCAGGGAUUUAAAAUGGUUUUAGCUGAUUUUGUGUCCUCAUAUCCAAAAAUAAUAUUUGUCACCAAGAAUUAUGCAGCACAAACAGGCUUGCAGAUCAGUUCUGACAUUCUUAUCCAUGCCAAGUUACACUUACACAUCAAGUCCAGUUGAACUUGGUGAGCCUGCUGCUAUAUGCUAUUAUAUUCUGUGAAAAAUAGUACAUGAUAUCUGACCCAAGGAAAUUUAACUGAUAAAAGCCAGGUAGGUGAUCAUCUAAGUGCAUAAAAUGUGUCCAUAAAGAUGCACCAGCAUUACGAGUUCAUAGAAAAUUGCAGGCAAAAAACCGCACAAAACUGCUUUUCAAAAUCAGCCCCAUUAUACCUCUUCCACAGAGAGCCUUUGCGAUAAUAAUCCUUCUGCUAUUUUGCAUGUUCACACAUAUUUUCUUGCUCUUUGACACUUAGCACCUAGCAACUUGGCUCAUUCACCUUUAGCUGAUAUUUUUCCCAUGCCUUUUGAAUAAGACAGCCUGCAAAAUCCUCUAUACAAGUCUCAUACUUGAUACUUAAAAAGAACCCCUUUUUCCCCAAGACUCAUUCUGUUUUCCUCCAGCUGCAGGCUUGCCUAUAUCUUUUAAACACUAAACCAUGUCAGUUUGUGAUUUUUUUCUAAGUGCUUUUAUGCAUCUUGACUCUAAUGGAGAUUCUUAGAAAAUUGCAAAAUGCCUGUAUUACUGAUUUCACUUUGAAUACAGCUCACAAAUUAAUGGUGUCUGUUAAUUAGGUAGCUAAAUCUGAAAAAAAAAAAGUAACGCUUCUCAUUUGAAGGUAUUCUGCGGUUGAAAACAUUAAAGAGGUGAGCCAGAUUUUAAUAACUGAGAGGCUUUAAUUAGAGCUGACAUAUGAACUGAGUAAGCCUACCGUGCCCAAUAUAGGGACAUUUAUAUAUAUAUAUAUUUUUUUUUUUUUUUUACAUAUAUACAUAUAAUAUAUGUGUUUGUAUAGGUAUGUAAGAAGGGUUGUUUUAACUAUAAUCUGGAAUUCUUACAUGAAUUAGCCUUAUGAAUGAGCAGAAACAAAUAUCAUCUUAACUGUGCAAGGAGAAUGCCGAUGCAGCCUCUGCUCCCAGGAAGCUCCCUGGAGAUCGCGCUGCAGCUUGCUAACUAGCUUGGGCUGCACAAUAGUGACCCGUUUGGCAUCAGAUCAGUAAACAAAAUGUGCAGGGAUAAUGUGUUUGUUCUUCACCCACAACGACUCUGAAUAACGCAGCUUCUAUCCAAUUUACUGCCCAGAUCUAUAUGUCUUUUGUAUUCUGUGGAGCCCUAAGUAAAUACGAGUGCUUCCUCAGUGUCAGACCUAAUUGAAAAAUGGUGGAAAGUCUGGAUUCAAUGCAGUUCAGGCAUGACUUGAUAGAUGAGAGUGAGUCAGAAGAUCCAAAACAGACUGCCAGCUUUUAAAAGACCAUGGUCUUUGAUAAUUAGCAGAGAGGAAAGACAAAUAUUUGACCUACCUGAGUAUAUGCUACUUUUUUUGAAAAUGUAAUGAUCCAUACAUCCACAGGAAAAAUGAGAAGAGACUUGUGUCACUUUAAGAUAGAGCCUUUCCUUUCUCUCUCCAUCUCAGUCCUUUCCAUAUAGGAAGUCUAAGAAUUGUUUCCAUCAAAGAAUAGAUUUUGAACACUAUAUGCCAGUCAGGAUAGCAUUAAAUAUUAAAGCAAGAUAUUAAAAUUUCAAAGAACCUAAAUUAAACCUAAGGUAUUCAAAAAUAAGUGUUCCUGAAUAUCUAACAUUAAAAAUUUCAUAAUUAACUUCAGAAAUUUCUCGCAUGAAGAUGAGGAGGAGGUGUCAGGGUGGUGUCACACGCAGGCUGUCGCGUGCAGGGCGGCAAGGUGGCCGGAGGAGGGCCCAGAGCCCGGAGCAGCCACUGUGCUGCCACGGUGGCCCCUGCCCUGGGCACAAGGUUGCCCUCUGGACUUGCCCAUCCUUCCUCAGGUGGCCGUGGGGCCGCCCCGGGCCAGCGUUGGCCCCAGCAAUGCAGCCAGGCGCCGUGAGCACGGGAGGGUCGCCGAGCCCGCGGGUGCGCUCGGGGCUACCAGCUCUGUCUCCUUACGCCUUCUCUGCGCCUGCCAUCAGCAACCAGUUACCUCCUCUAUUUCUUUUGGGUAAAAUACAUUGAGUUUCUUUCAUCUUCAGCUGUAAAACAACCUGCUUAGACUCUGGGACAUCUUUAUGGCUUCCUUUCCCAAUCUUAUCUCUGUCUUGUUCAAGUGUGGACACCACUGCAGUACUGCAGCUCUUCUCUCCCGAAUACGAUAGAGAGAAUUGCAUGCAGGACGAAAAACACCAGGGCUGGAACAGUUCACUGAAUUGAGGCUUACAAAGAGUGCUGAGAUAUUAUUUGUGGUUAUUUUAAUUUUGAGCAUUCUAUGAAAGAAGCCUAGAUUGAUUAGGAUAAGGAGGCUGGAAACAAAAUCAACCAAAACUAAGUUACGUUUGUAUAUUUCUGUAAACAGAUCUUCCUUCGAGUUACUCACAGAGACAGGUUGCCUACCCAGAGGCCACUAAAGAAGCCUCUAACUUUAGUGUCUCCCAAAAUCCUUUCAACUAGACUGGUCUCAGUUUCCCACCACCAUAAAGCUGUUUGCAAACUACCCACCCAUUAAUACUUAUUUGCUCCUGCCUGCAUAUAGAGAUUUGGGACAGAGGUCCAUAUGAGCACAGGAUCUGGCCCAAUAUUUCAGUGUAAUCAGAAAAAAAAAAAACAGCUAGUGUAACAAUUCCAAAGAGGAGGUCUGAGCUUGGGAAAGAAUUUUGUACUAAAAUGGUCUAAGAAGAUGUAACAAGUAACAAAAGAGAAAAGCAGCCCUCUUAAUUUAGCUAGAAAGUAAACACUGCAGAGAAAGCCUGCCUCUCCUCUUUAAGCAUCCCCUCUUUCCUCAGUUGUUUUCUCCUUCUGCCUCACCUCUUCCCAGACCGAUUGCCCCGGACGCGCGGCACAGCAGCGCUGGCGGCACAGGAGGGAGCCGGGGCCGGAGGCGGCUGCUGGGCGGGCUGCGGUCUCGCUGCCCGGGCUGUUGGUGCUCCCAGCCACUCGUUGGUGAGCCCGCCUAGACCAGGCUUCACUGCCCAGCUAAGUGCCAAACGAGGGCAUUUUUCCUCCCCCUGCCUGAGCUCCAAGCACUGUGAAAUAGCCCUUGUUAUAAUAAUAGGCUUUGUAGAUCUUUUAAGUGCUUUAUGAGCAUAGAAUAAUGUCUUAGUCUCACAUGCAUUUUUAUAAAUGUUUAUAAAUGGAAAGUUGCUACAAAUCAACAGUAUGCCAAAUGUUUAGCGCCCUCUGAGAAUUUGGAAAAUAGCAAAUAAGGCCAGUGAUUUAGAGCACUGCUUGUAGACAGCCAGAAGCCCUCUGGAUAGUAUCGCAAGUUGCCAGUUCAUAAGCUGCAUGCCUUAAGACUGCAACUAAGACUGAGCUGUUGCGCCUCUGUUCAAAACUGCAGAAUUGACAGUGCACUAUCAACAAUAGCAUUUGAGGAGCUUGCUGCCUGGUCUGUGAACGCUAUGUUCAUGCUGUGCUAUUUUGAACCACUACAUAGAAGUGCAAUCUUAGAAUUGAAGUCACUUACAUCUGUGCAAAGCAAACAGAGACCAGUGUAAAUAGAAUAAAAAAGGUUGGUACUUUCCUUCAAUCAAUGUGAACAGGCAUAAAUGACUUCACAAAGUAGAAUAUUGGUCUAUGAUAAUUGGCAGAAGAAAAGCUGCAGAUUCAGUGGUACAGACUGUAAUUUAGCAUUCAUAAUUUCUGUCUAAUCAAAGUAAACAUGCCAUUUAUAUGCGUACAUAAAAGUCACUGGAUUAAUGUGGUAAAGGGAAAGGAAGUCAUCAACUUUGUCAAUGGUGACACAAAAUAAUUACCAUCAUUCAGAAGUUAACACGUAUAACACUGAACAUCGCUAUAGCUGGAAGUCAUGUUUGAGUGAAAUGGCAACUUGGGUUGCAGCUCACAGGUAUCUGCGCAGGUGCCCUGCGGCCCCUGGAUGAGGUGAACAAACGCGUGUCCCAGCUCGUACCACCUUCGUGAAAGUGCCCUAAGGACAAGACUGUAACUUCAGGUCCCUCUCCCAGGCUUUCUCUGACAUGCCCGUUCUUGCCUCGCGGCUCCUACGUAGCUGCCUGAGCCCAGUCGAACGCGUGACGGGGAAUGUGUGGGGGUGCCAGGCGCAGUGAGAAGCGAGCAGUCCCUCUUGGCUGCCACUGCAUGCUAUACGUUACAGGCUGUUAUUUUUUAUUAUAUCUGUUAAUUUGCAGAACUCACUUUUAGAGCUUCGCUCAAUAACAUAAAAUAGAACUAACAACAUUUACUUUCAGCAAAAUGUCAGAUUAUGGAUGGAGGGGAAGAGAAGGGGUUUGAAGAGAUAAAACCAUAUACUGACGAAACAAUAAAAGAAAAAUCAAUCUUUAUGACAGAUGAGAGAGUGAGAUUUACAGUGUAAUCAGAAAGGCACAAAAAGAUGCAUGGUUUGUCAGGAAUGGUAUCUAGGCAGCAUUAUUCCAUAGAUGGAAACACAAUCGCGCUAGUAGGAUCUGUUUCCUUAUUUCUGAACAAAUCUUUAGCACAUUUUGUUGAUGUGGAGAGCUAAAAUGUACAGAUCUUAGUACUUCAUCUGUAUUGGUGCAGGUUGCCUUUCACUGAGCUCCUGAACUUCUCAAUCCUUCAGCUUUUUUGAUGUGAUCAGCGGGCACAGAACAAACACUCAGAAAAUUGUUCAAGAUAAGCAGCAGCCCCAGCGAAAGCUACCGCGUGAUGCAGCCUCCUCCUCCUGUGGUCUUACACACUCUGAGCAGCAACCAGAAUAAAAAUCAAGGCAGAUCUGCUCUAAAAAUGUGCUUCUGGCAGUCAAGUGAUUGUAUUAAUUUUUUUCAGUUUUAUAUAAUACCAUAUAUGUGAGCAAAAUGAUCAGUCAGCUAGAGUUAAUGCCAUGUAAAGCUUAAUAAAUACUGCAACCUAAACCAGUUUAGAUUGCUUGGCAAUAUUAAUCUAAAAAGGGAAAAUCACAUAGCAAGAGCCUUAGGUGAUUUAAAUCAUCCAGUUAUACUAGUGGAAAAAUAAACCCUUUCUUUUUUUUUGUAAAAUCCCUUCUGCUGUGUGAUGGCUAUCCUAGCCUUCAAAGUCAAUCCUGUCUCCUUUGCAGAUGACAAAUGAGAUGACAUCCACGUCUCACUGAAGUCUGUAAAAAUCUUGGCAUCAGGAUUUCAAUUCCCUCACUUUCAUGUUGCCAAGAGGGGAAUGGAGCUUCAUUCACAGCAGCCAAUUUCUAGUUCGAAACAGAGAUCGCAAACUGAGCACGAAAGAGCGAGCCUAGCAGAGAGCCCAACGCCUUCCUCUUGCAACCAGUGAGGCAAGGAGGUGGCUUCACUGGGAAUGAUGAUCCUGUGCUUAGUCCUGAAGCCAUCUCCCUUAUAUAUUCAAUGCCUACCCCUCUUUUUGCUAGUAUUUGUCCUGUUAAUUGUAGGUAUGUAGCUUAUUACCUUUUUUAAAAUUUUCUGAAUAUGAAAUGCUGCUUCUGGGGUUUUUUGUUUGCUUUCUUUGCUUUCAGAAUGUUCAUAAUCCUUUUGAAAUUUUAUUUAGCUGUGCUUGCAGACUUAGGUUAAAUGCAAUCUUUCUCAGAAUAGCCUUCCAGGCUACACAUUCGGUCUGUCCCGCCAAGGAGAGCCAGUCUUUUCUGUGGCAACGCACUGCCUUUUUGCACUCAGUGGAGAGGAUCUGCAGAGCAGUGUAAAGGUGAGACCACUGCCAACCCACAGAGCAGACAGAGAAAAUAAGGAUGCAUUAACAAUUUGGUACUGCUGACAGGUAUUGACACUGUCAGGAUUUUCCACUGUGGCUUUUUUGUGGGUUGAUUUUGCGACUGCAGAAGCUCAAAGUGACAGAACUUCUCUUGCAUAGCACCUAAGUUGUUCUUGUCAGCUUUACAUAAACAUGAAUUAGAUUGCUGAGGGAACAAACCAAAAUUCAUAAACAAAAUGUAAGGCAGAUAUGUACUUCCUCUAUAAAUCUAGAAGAUUUUCUCAAGUAUUUUAUUAGGCACAUUUAAAAUAAGAUGUAAAAAAGAAAUAAUGAACAUUUUAGAAGCAAAAUUCAAGCUACUUUUCAAGCUGUCUGGCUCAAAUACGGCAUUUACUGUCUGAAUAGCAGCUAACACAAUGGGAUCCUUGAUAUGACUGGCCUUCUGUCCUGUCUGUAUUACAUGCGUAAUAACAAACUGCAAAAGAAGUUUUCCACCAAAAAUAGUAUUACUGAACAUGAAAAUAUUUAAAUGCAUACCCACAAAUCUACUUUAGGUGAAAAAUUUUGAUACUGCUAAGUGAACCUGCAAAAGGGAGAGCUUCCUUUGAAAUUUGGGCUUCUUGUUUUUUAAAGUUCUCAUUACAACAUGAGAAGUCUGUUCUGUCUUCAUAGAUUUCAUUGCAGGGAAUAGCACUGUUAUUGUCCAAUUAGUGUGAAAAGAGAAGAUCAGCUGUAAAAACAGGUCAGUUAAAAAUUUACAAACUGUUCCACAACUCCAAAUAUGUUGUUUAACUAAUCACGUGCAAUGGGUAAUUCUAAUUGUCUCUGUGUAUCCGAAUCCAUAGCACUUCAUAAGCCUGAGCUUGGGAUGACAGAAUUUCAAAAAAAUCUGUUAUUGGCUUAUAUAAGUUAUUGUAGGAAAUGUAAUAAACUCUUUCUAUAAAGCAUUGUACAUCUUAACUAGACCACAGUAGGAGUGUAACAAAAGGGAUCUGAGACUUUUCAAAAUAUGAUUUCUAUUCUACAGCUCCCUGUCCACAUUAGGCCAGCUGAGUGUGAGCAAGCUAACGUCUCCACAGACCAAGCAUAACUCCACAAAAACACAAGCCGCCAAUUGCAAAAGUUGCUUCUAUUUACACUGAGAUGCAACUUUUAUUUACCUGAGAUGAAAAGCCAGUUCCAUGAGAUCAAGAGUGCAGAACAAGAGGCUAAAGGGAAGUGUAGCCUAUUUUACAAAGCAUCAAAGAAGGCUUAAAACAGCUGUUCUGCAUUUAACAGCACUGCAGUUUAAAGGCCUGGUAGCUUGUGAAAUUUCAGGAUUAGAUGCAAACCUAAUCUCGCUUUUCACGACCAGCACAGUGAAAAGGUAUCCUUUUCACAGCAGGGCUGUUGUGUUGGACCAUCCAGUUUUAAUAAGAAAAACCAAGAGGGCAGAGGGAAAUUCUGACUUCUAAAGGGGGAAAACUUGUCUCUAUCAAGUUUUAGUUGGUGUUUCAAAAUUAAUUGUUUUGACAGUUCUCAGAAGUUACUAAUAUGAGGAAGUGUUGGUGGGCACAGUAUGGGGAAAAUAAUCAGACUUUUCUGUUUAAUGCCAUGUACAAAGUUCCUCCAACAGAUAACAUGACUUUUGUUUACAACCGUGUGCUGUCAGUACAAUUCUAUAUUAGAUGGGCAGAUAAUUGAAGUCAAUAUAAAUUUUUAUGUUCUACUACAAAAAAAAUAUUUAAUAUGCUGAAUAAAUGCAGACUUUUUUUUUUAAGGAAUUAAGUUCAGUAAGUUUGUCCUAUCAUGUAACUAGCUAUAAAGGAUGCCUCUAGACAAAAAAGCUGCCACUUACAAUUUGUUUCGAAUGAGAUAGAUAAAAUUUUAUUCUAGUCUACCCUACUUCUUUAUAAUGAAUAAAAUUUAGACAUGUGAAUGAUAACCUAAUACUUUACCUGAAAUAUAAUAAUAGUAAAUUCUGAUGAAUUAAAACCAAUUUCUGUAGAAAUUGAAGUAGAAGCAGUGUACUGCUGAGAUAACUACAAAGCAUUACUGUUGUAACUUAGUAAAUCACAGGUGUUAGGUUCAGUCUGCACAACCGAUGGGCCUGUGGAAACAACUUCAUACUCAUAAAGCAGAGUUGCUUUUUAUUAACAUGAUACAAAAUGAAUUAUUCUUUUUCUGUAAAUGGUUAGGAAAAGUUUGAAAUGCUAUGGAUUUUCUGCUCUGUCUUCAGUAUAGGUAAUAAUUUGUGAGGGGUUAUGGUUUUGUUUUGUUUCCGUCUUUCAAUUUGCAUCAUUUUAAAUUGAAGGCAAGCAAGGUAGAAUGCCAGGUCCUGUUUGCGUCUGUAUUUCAUUGUGGGGAGGUAGGACAGAAGUGUUGCAGGGUUAUUUUCCUAAUGAUGUGAUAAAUGGUGAAUGAAUGGAGAAAUUAGUCCAGUCACAUACAUAUAGGCCAUAUUUUGAUCUGCAGCACUGGCUGGGAGGCAGUUCUGCAGUCCCAGGAGUGGCAGGAUUCAUAUGCAGCCUCCACAGCUUACUUUGUCUUUCCUUGGUGGCACAUAAAAUCUUGGCAUUUGGGCCCCAACAGCACUUGCCAGACCACCUUUGACCACGAUACUAAACAAUUCUUUAUGGCUUUUCUUUUUUGUUGUUCUGCCACCUAGGCUAAAUUCAGUCAGCUCAGGAUUUGUGGUAAAACCGAGAAGAUCAAGACUAGUAGCAAGAUCUACAAAGACAAGUUCAGACUCAGCCAGGAGAAAACAUGAUACAGUUAUCGUUUUUUUCCCAACAUCUCUUAAAAGAUCACAGGAACAGGUUUCAAAAGCAGGUCUUUAGGGAAUUUGCAGUCCUGCACCCAAGAGUUCUCUGGCAACAUCCAAUUAUAAAAUAAGGCAUACACAAGGUUUAAACAUAUAUAACAGUCUGCUGUAUACAUGUAGGUUUGCUUUACCUACAGUCACUAUCACCCAGUCAAUAAUUUAGAGUCGUUGAUGUACAGCACUGCAGAAGAGCAAGUUAAACCAGACAUGCAGCAGACUGUUGAUGUAAUCUUCUAGACCAUUCCCAGUUUGUCACCAGUGUCAUCACCACAUAAAUAGAUCUAGCUGCCUUGGCUUCAAUAUGAUGACAUAAAUUCAAUGAACAUGAACAAAAUAGCUAAUUCGUAUUGUACUAUGAAAAUGUACAGCAUUGCAUAUUGGAUAAAAGUGACUAUAAUACCAGCUACAUUAUUUACGUAUUAUGGAGAAUUACUUCAUCAUUCACACAGGUCUGCUUCAUGAUAGCAAUGAAUCAGUUGACUGAUAAAGGCAACAAUACUGAAGAAUUACAUGAUCUUUUGGCCUACUGACUCAGUCAAGAAAAUGACACAGAUUGGAAAACGUGUUGCACUCUCUCAGUGUUUCUCUCCACUUCACAUAAGCUUUGGUUAGUGUGUUCACUAUUGCCAUUUAUGACUAAAAAGAAUUAAGAAUAGAAAUCAGAGCAGAGCAAAGUCUUGAAGGCAUUAGGUUUAUGCGACAGUGCUGCAAGUUACAGAUGACUGAAUAGACUCUUUAAUUUUCCUAAGAUAGUUUCAAAACAAUGAGUUUGCCAUUUGCAAGUCAAGCCAUUUGUUUACCCUCCUCUCUUCUUCAUUCUCAGAUGGUGGGCAACUGCGGUUUUAUUUUGCACAAAGUUCUUUUGCUCGUAUUCAUCCAUAAUCAUCAACAAAAUAAUUUAAUAUAUGUAGGCGACUAUAAUGACAGUAAAUGCUGUGUAGGAGGGAUAAUAUAUGCUUCAUUGUCAAUGCUUGCAUGCUGAAUUAAGUACUCUAUUCUGGUCAAAUGCUAAUACAUUCUAUGAGCACUUUUCCAUAUACACACGUAUAAAACGUGGCAUAACAAAAAGGUGAUAGGAAUAAUAUAUUGAAAUAAUCUUAUAUGCAUGAGUUUAAAGAACCAGUGUUUUUCUGUAGCGUGUUGCUUGGCAUUGGCACUGAAAUGAUCUGCAUGAAAAUGCUAUUCAUGAUAGCUUCGCUUCCACCUUAAAUACAGUACACUAGUCAGGACAAAAGUAGCAUCAAAUCUGAACUGUAAGUGAUGUAUUCUUUUUUAAAUGAAAUUUGCUACAGCUCAUUGCUCUGCUGCCACUAAAAAUUAUAUAACAUCUUACACUUUGAUGAAAAAUUAGGUGAGGCAGAAAACCAGUAAAAAAUAAAUUUCUACAGAUCCUUCAAAUUUACAGAAGCUUAGACCUCAGCAGCACUUGUCUCUCAAGAAAGGUCUUAAAAACAAUGGCAACCCCUGAGCCUAACUGUAUUUUGUUUGUAUGUUGUUAUGCUGGUGUUCAGUAUUGGACCACGGGACAAAAUAGUCAUUGCAAUAAUCUGAUUCAUAUGGAAGACAAAACCCAUAGCACUUGUGAAUACUUCUUAUUUGAACCUUUUAUUGGCUUCAGCACCAGUAAUGAAGGGUCAAGCUAGAAAAAGGCUGUUAACUUCCAGUGGAAAUGGGAGCAUCAAGUGCCUUGUGGUUUCAACCUGGAAUAAUACUUCUGAUUGCUGAAGCAAUGCAGUAGAGAUGCAGUGGUCUCUACAAAUUAUAGGCAGACGUCAACUGUUUUGAAAGCAUUUACUAUUGUGAAGGGCUGUCCCCUUAUCAGAAUCUAGGGGUUAGGGGAAUAGCAGUGGAAUAGGUCAUUUCUCUUCAGUCAGCAGAAACAUGUGCAAUCAAGCACAGACACCAGGGACUGGACUGUCAAAGAAAUCAGAGUGCCCCAAACUGGCUGACUUUUCUUGGUAUGUGUUUGCCAUCUUCCUGAGACACAGGCUAAAGUUUACAAAGCAAGCAAACUUUGCAAAAAGCAAAAAAAUAAUAAUAAUAAAUGCAGAGUUCAAAAUAACACCACGAUGCUGCACAAUGGCAAAGGGAUAGUGCUGUCUUAAUUUAAUGGGCUGUCUGCUAACACUGUGUUCUCUCAAUAAAGGAUGUAUGUGCUGGCCUGCCAGAACAUGGUCUGAGGUGAGAGAAACACGGCUAGGCUUGGACUAGUGCUAGUGAAGAUCGGGUCAGACACGCUUCACACUUUUUUCUGUUUGCAGGAGUAGCAACAUGUGCCUUUUAUCCAUUACCAGCCCGCUGGCCAUAGCCCUCUUGCUUCAGGAAAUUGCUCAGCGUGCUGACACAUUGAGUGCCUUCAUGUUACCCAGCUGUCUUCAGUCUGGGCAAGCAUCAGCCUUUAGCGGUUUAGCUAGGACUGAAGGAAAACUUUAGCAGAGUUAAUGAUAGUUCUUUCAGUAUUAUCAUUUUCUAUCCAGUCAAAAGAAUGCUGAAUGCAGGACCGACAGUCAUACUAAACACGGCUCAGACCGAUCAGCUUUAUUAUUUAUUCAGUUCUUUUAGAUCAGUGGUUGUAAGAUAGAUUGCUUCUCAUUAUAGAUUCAGGCUUUUCAAUUAAAAUAUAUUAAUGCACUGAAUUGGGAGUAUAUGUAUUCCGUACAAUCAAAUUCAGUUCCACAUGAAAUAAAAUGUUAGCAGUGUUAGCUUGAUUCAGCCAAAUGUUUCUGUGGUUUCUAUACUGCACAGUCCCUUGCACCAUUGCACAUCUUAAUAGGAUACUGCAGUGCAGAACACGGGUGAAUGUGUUCCUUGAUUUUAAUAAGUAUUGCCUUGUCUUUGAUAGCUUGUAGCUAUUGAUUAUUCCUCUUCUCUGAUAUACUUUUGAUUUUUCUCUUCUAUUUUACAUUGCAGUAACUGGGAAACCUAGAGAUACAAUAUCAUAUCAAGUCCUGAGUAAAAACGCCCCAGGUACUAAUGCAUCUAGUUUAUAUUUUAAUUACUAUACUAAUAUGGUGGGGAUUUUAAAGAGCAGUAAACAGCAGUGCCCUGAAUAAUGUCUUGGUUCUGAGCCACCUGUUCUUUAUUCCACAAAUAUAUUUUCAUUAGUGAUCCUGAGCAAAAGGUUUAGCACAUUAUCAUAUGAUAAGGUAAUUUAAAAGAACGCAUCCUGCACCACAAAGGUUAGAAUUAAAAAGACAACAUGACAAUAACAUGUGAAUGAUACUACACAUAUUAGAGCUAAAACCGAUUAAGAAAACUGAAGCACUUCCAGACAAGUAAUGUAAUUGGGUUUUUAAGGCAACCUAUUAAAAAUUAUGAAUCAGUUCUGGCUUUGUGCACAGCCAUGAGCAGUGAAAUUGGAAUAAAUAAAAUAAUCUUGCUGCAUUAAUAUCUUGUUCUAAAAACAUAUCUAUAGAUACAUCCAAUAUGCUCAGUUGAUUGCUAGGUGAGGACCUUGACAUAAAAUCCAGAUUUUGUUUAAAAUCUUUCCCGGUCUAGAAAAAGAAAUGAGUCAAGAUAGAGAUUCUGAACCUAAAAACAUUAAGGGAAAGGAGAUCUUUUCUUUUCAUGAUUUAUUCCAGUAAGUAAUGGACUUACUGGACUGCCCAGGUGAAUAAAGGUCAUAAAGUCUAUCAGCAGGAUGAAGUUUAUUGCAGGGUGAAGUAUAUAUACCAAAUCAAGGUUUUCGUUCAUCUAAAAGAUACAGCAUAGUAAAACUUUUACUAAAAAUAUGUUAAAAAUAAAAUGGGUCAGUUAUUCAGGUAUAUCUGAGCUACAUUUGUUACAGCCGAGGUUGGCAAGUACCUGCUUUUUCCACUCCCAACCCAUUUGUUUUUCUUCCCCAUUACACAAGACCCGCUCAGGGCUCUCUCAUGCAUGCCCACUGAGAUAAAUCAAAGCAGCAGUUCAUAGAUGACUUAGAGUGACCCUUAAGUCACAGAGGUCAGUGGUGAGAAAUGGUGAGGUUUUCUCAGGAGCCUUACGCCGCAGGCAUUUCACUGCAAAGGGGAGAAGGUCCCAUUCACAGGAAGAGAGAACCUGUAUUUUGUGAAGCACCUGUGGGUCCCUAAUGCCUGACACAAGCACUCGCGGGGGACUGAGCUCUCCAACCCUAAGAAAUCUGUGACAGCUGAAAUUUGUUGCUAGCGCCUUUGGCAGGAAGAGUUGGAGGUGUCAAAGAAACUUGUAGUCUUAUUUUGAAGAGGGUAAUUAGAGCAACAGUAAGAAAUGGAGGUGCUGAUACUAUUGGAAAUACAACGGCAGUGUCAUGGAACACAUCUCUGAGGGGAUGAGGCUGUAAAUCAGAACUUUACACUAUAUGAAUUAGGUGAUGUUUACAGAAUGGAGAAAAUAAAGCUCCAUUUUUCUUCCUGCUCAUUUCAAGCAGCUCUCUCUCUGUAACACCAUGGAGAGCUAAAAUGGGCAUUAGCAAUCUAUGCCUUCAACAGCUGUCAAUGGAGCUGUUUUAUGCAAUACAAAGAUUUGGCUCGUUCGUUUAAAAACCAAAAAACAAAAUAAACUGAAAACCUCUCUCUGCAUAGGACCAGUUUUAAUGUGUUGAUGGAUUUCCAUAGAUCACAUGGCUAACGCCCAAAUAAUGACACCUCUGACUAUUUCAAGGGUGCUUACCCUUAAUUGUGAACUUUUGCUUUACUUACAGAGUAUGUCAAGCUUAAUUACAUGUUUUUCUAAUAUCUCUUUGUCAAUAAAAUGAACCAAAUGCAAAUCCACUAGACAUAAAAAUUAAUGUUUCACUAGUGAGAUUUGGAAAUGGAAAGCAACUACAGUGUAGAUUUGCAAAAUGUUUGGGGAUACUUUUUGAAUGAGGAACUGAGGUCCAUCAUAGUCCAUAGACGUAACUGGUCAUGGAAACCUAACAAAUAAUGUGAAUCAGAGAUGGCCUUGAAUUAUCUCAUUUGUUUCAGAACUAGCUCUCUUUUCAAUCUAAUGUCAAUACUUAAUGUUUGAACUUUGGUGGGCUGGUUUGCCAAUUAUCAUCAGUGUCUUUUGUGAAGCAACUUAUCUAUGCUUUUAAAGCACAAUUAUAAAGCUGUUUUAGCAGACAGGAUGUAUGCUACAUUUUUAUAUGCUGAAAAUAAGUACAUAAAAAUAUAAGACUUUUAUUGGUAGCAUAUUUUUAGGGAAGAGUAUAAAAUAUCCAUUAGAAAUCAUGUUAACAUCAUUGGUCAUUAUGACAAGAGGGAAAAGCUUUCCUAGAGAUUUGAUUUCUUUUUUUCUUCUUAAUGGGUACUACUCUUUUACCAUCAUCAGUAGACAAUGUUGUCUAUUAACAUUUACUCAAUAGUUAUCAUUUUUAUAUUUCCUCAUAACCAUAACAGUUCAAAUAAUGUUGCUCCAUUCUUCUGUCUUUCCUUUAAUAAAUAUGGAUUAUGAUCUACCAUCUAAGAAACCCCUGCUCUCACUGACAUUGCAAAAGCCACCUAAUUCAUAUACCAUAUUCAAGAAAAACUAUGUUUAAACAUGAUCAAAUAUGGCUUUAGAAAAUAGUUGUUUCUCAACUUUUCUUCAACAAAAAAUCCAGUAUUUUGAGGGCCCUCAUGUAGAUGGAUCCUCUGAUGUAUUUGUACAAUGUAGCCCCUCCCCAAGAAAAAUAUAUCCAUGCCUACAGUGGACUCAGCUGAACACGGUUUCUUCUAAGGACACAGCCACAAGACAAGAGAUAUAUAACAAGAGGCCCAAGCAUACCCAUUUAAUGCUUAGAUAUUCUAUAUAAUUUGCACCCCAUGUGCAGUGCAAAAUCAAUUACAGUGAAACACCAUAUUUAAAUAUGAUAUCAAUCCAACUGUGCUAUGACAGUUUGAUUUGACCUUUUAGAAGGGAAUCCAGUAGGAACCAGCCUAGACAUUUUCAAUUAAAACUGUAGUGGCAAAUUAGUGAAAGGGAUCUGAUUUAUAUUUAACUGAGAAAAAGAAAGAGCAGACUGGAUGAGUUCCAUUAGAGACAGACUAAAGCUCAUUUCUAGGACCAGAGGAUGACACUAUAAAGCCACUAUUACCCACUUAAUUCUUUUUUUUCUUAUAGAGCAGAUCUAAUACAUCAGAAUAUACUAUACUUUGUACUACACCCAGGGCCCAGAAUGUUGUCAUACCUUUUAACCUUAUUUGCAUAAAGGGUUAGGAUAUGAAGCCAAUAUUCAGAAAGCUAAUCUCUUAGUUUUUAAAAGCUUAAAAGAGCUUCACAGAUAAAGCCCAAUAUCUUUGCUUUCAAGCACUAGCUCUUAAUUACAUGGCUCUGAAAACAAGAUCAAAGUGAAUUUACAAGCAAAGUUACUUUCUGUUGUUGAUGUUGAUCUUUCAAAAAAUUAAGACAAUGGAUAAUGGAAUUGACAUAGGUUACAAAGCUGAAGCAUAUUUCAAGCCAUGUGCACAAGCUUCAUCAUUUAAAUACAUUCUCUUGAGGUGCAUUUAUGAUAAAUAAUUUGUUUAUCAUAACAAGUCUUAAAUUUUAAGCUAAUGGAUGAAUUUAUUAUAUAUGCUGACUUUGGUCUUCAGUCUCUUGAGUCCCAUACAUAUGUGGCCUUUGUUUUGGCACAUUCAAAACAUUUGACCUUUACACUGCAUGAGUUUGUUAUUUAAUUAUAAGAUGGUACAAGCUGGACUGCAAAAUGGAAUCACUCAGUAGUAAAACCUGCAUGCAAUGUCAUGUUGCACACUGUGAGAUUUGGCAAGUAUUACACAGUAGGACUCCUCUUGUAUUUGGAAAAUCACUCAGCUGAAUUACAGCUUUUGAUGGCAAAGCUACUUAAAGGCAAAUAAGGAGUAUUAAGGAGCAUGGAGGGAAAGCCUAGCAAUAUUCAUCAGUUCAGAACAUAAAGCUUCUAUGUCAACUGCUAACAGCUCAAGUAAAUGUUUGCAUAACAGUUCACUUACAUAAAUCAAAUUACUGCUAGACAAUUAUUUCUAUUUUGUAAUGUGAUGACUUCUCUGCAAAUAAUGAAAGAUGAAAGGACAGGUGGGAUUCAAUAUCCUCUCUGGUGACGCAUUUCUGCUGUGUCAGUGGACAGUAGCAAAACAAGCAGCAUUGCUAUUUUACUCUCUUAGGGAUAUAUGGAUUGUAGAUUACAGCUUUCACCAUGUGAUUACUUGCAGGCAAAAGAGAAGGGUUUUCUGGUGUUCAUAUUUGAUACACUGUUAGGACACUCCUUGGCAUACUGAAAGAGGAAGUCUUUAACUUUCCUAUUCAUGCACCUUAGGCUGUGAAAGUCCCAGGUGGAAGAACCUGAGUAAAUGCAAAUGAAAAUAGUGUUUCAUGGAUUGAGCCUUAAAAAAAAAAGAACACAUGGGAAAAAUUCAGUAUGGGGAAAGUUUGAGUCUCACCCCUUUGCUUUUAUGUGUGACCCACUUACAUAACGCUGCCUUUGAAAAUCUGUGGUGAGGGAGCCUUAUUACACAAAGUUGACACAUAAAAACAAAUGUUUUUAACAUUUAACAAAUUUUUUUGUUUGUUAGUUUUAAUAUUGCAAAUGUUAAAAAAAACCAUUUGCAGAAGACCAGUGUUCCCUUUAUUGCACAAAAAUAACGGUGAAACAUCAGUGUUAUUUAGCAAGUAUAAAACUGUCCUUUCAUAAAGAGUAUUUUUAAUGCAAUUGUCGGGUUUGACAUGUAUGACAUAAGAUCUAAUGACCCACAAUAACCAAAUGCUUUUAUUACAGCAAAUAGAAAAACAAAAAUGAGUGGAUUUAAUGAAAGUACAAAUCUCUUUAUCCUAAGACCAGAAGGAAGGAAGAUCCAACUUUGGGGAGUUUACAUAGGAAAUUAUGAACCACAUGGCAGAGUUGCCCUAGAAAGCACCAUCAUGUUUUCUUAGUACAGCUCUUCUUCUGUAGAUCUGUAUAUAAUGUACAUAGCCUCUGGAUUUUCUGUGAAAAAGCAGAUUUUGCCAUUGUUGUGUCAAUGAAGACUUCACCAUGACAGGUUGUGUCACCUUUCAGCUAGGAGGCUAGACAUGUGUUUUUGUGCAGCAAGGCUUUUUACCUGGCAGAAUAUUCCUGAUGCCCAGCUAAGUUACUUUGCAGAGCUGCUCUAUAAUGAUAUAUGCAUGUACAGAGGUGCUAUAUACAAUAGAUUUACAAUACACGCCACAUUCUGCUAUAGCUUCAGUUUUGCAGUCAUGUAACCUUAUUGGUUUAAAUGAAGUAAACCAAGCUGAGGGUAGUAUAACAGAAAGCAGAAUUAGGCCCUGUGUAUUAACUUAAGAAUUUCCAUAAUGCAUUCAUGGUAAAUACUGGACUUCCCUUCUCAUUUCCACUCUAAAGAAAGUGAGGUAGAACCAUUACAUACGAAUAUGUAAAUAAAAGAAAAAACAAACUAUGAACAGAGGUGUUUGAAUUUUAGACAUUUGCACAGUAAAAUAGACAAGUUAAUACUUACAAAAUGUGUUUCCUACAAUCAACCUUACUGAAUGAAAUACAUACUAGUAAUCCAAAGAAAGGAAACAUGCACUGCAUGUUCAUAUACUCAGACACAAAAAAUGAAUAUAAAAAACUUCAGAUAUAACUAUAUGUAUAAAAGAUAUUCCAUACACAUACCUUAAACAUAAAAAAAAAUAUCAUUUUUAUAUUGUGCUCAAAAGAUUACACUUAAUUUAGAUUAGGCAAAUUUGUUCUGAUUAUAUUAAUGAUUAGACAGAAUAAAAAUCAGUCAUGACAACCUCUUUUUUAAUGAAUUUCAGAAUUUUAAAAUAUUAAAAAGGAGGUAUUUGCAGAUAUCAGCAAAUAAUGCUGUAUUUUAUUCCAGACCAAAUAAAGUAGCAUAUUGAUAAAAGAAAAGCCAACUUCUGCCCUUAUUUGUGCAUGGGCAGCUUUUUUACAAAUAAAUUGUUGCCUAAAUUGUGUAAUAAAUAUAAGAAUAAUACUCUCUGAGUACAACUUAGAAGUGUUCCUAUAUAGUGUGCCACUCACAUAAUUUCAGAAGCAGAUUUCACAUUAUGGAUGAUACCCAUCACAUCUUUCUCUAUCUUCUGCUGAUGAAAUUUCUGCUUUGAGUUCGAUGCACAGUAUCUGUGUCAAAAGAUCAGAUAUUGUAUUUGUUUGUUUUCUAGCAGCUUGCUUAGAGCUGAUAACAGUAUAAGCCAAGUGAAUCCAAGGAAAAAUACUUCUUUACAGUACACUGGUCACCCUUGCACCAUUGCAAAAAAUGUUCCCCUUACAAGUGUGAACCCAACUGCAUCAAAUUCUGCUUAAAUAUCAUCAAUCAGCAGCACAGAAAGCACUUUCCUAAAGCUCCUAUAGGGAUGGAUUGAAUGAAACCAGACAGUGUAUAUUGGCUAAAGCAGCAACCAGGUCAGUGCAUUUUUCAAAUACCAAAUCCAACACUAAAAUCACAUUCCCAUUGUGUACGCACAUCCCUUAGUCUGACAAAUUCACCAUGUCAAUCCUUGAUUACAAUAAGGAUUUCAUUUUAAAGCAGUAUUGCAGCAUUAUGGUGUGAAACCAUAUAUAAUAUAAAAACACCGCAGGCUGCAUUUCCUCUGUCUGAAUGACCAUUAGCCACAGAGAAGAUAAAGCCAUUAUAAUACAGUAAACAGAUCACUUGUAUAAUGAGAGAUGAUUGAAUUACUUUUCCCUAUGUUCAUACUCCUUCUGUUAAGGAUUGUAUUUUAUUCCAGAAUCAGGUUGUGGACUGUACAUUGUGUUACAAUUAGAAAAUAAUACUAAUAUAUAUAUAUAUUUCUCUUUUUUAUUCAUUUCUAAAUAAAUCAUCUCAAGAUAACAGUGAUAUGGUGGGAAAUUUAGUUUUUAAAAAGUGGUUUACAGUAACUACAUUAAACGGAUGCCUUAUUUAUGAGGAUUGAAGGAUUUUUUUGAAGAGAAACAAUCCCCUACUCCAAAGGUAACUGAAAAAAUCUUAGCAGGGGAUAUUCUCCCUGGAGAUGAGCUAAGGUGGGAAGGGUGUUUCUGUGUAAAGCCAGCCUGACAGCAAGAUGGUAACAACCUGUGCAAAAUGAGAAGCUGAUGUCUGAAAGGCGCCUUGAGAUAUCGAGCUUGGGUUAAUGUUUACUGGAACCUAGACCUAGCCUGACUCCUCUGAAACCUCAGGCACACUAGGAUGGGCCCAAGCCUGGGAAUUACUCAGCACCUCCAAGUCCCUGUUUUACUUCCAUAGGAGUUGUGGGGGCUCAGCAUCCACAAGGUUGCUCUUGGGAAGUGGCGGUUCCUUUCAGGAGGGAUUCAAGCAAAGAAAUAACAGUAUAUAAACAAUGCUACAGUACAUAUUGUAUCUGUCUCAGUAAUCAGGCAGAUCUUACUAUUUGCAAUUAAAAAAAAAAGCCUCUAAAAAAAAAAAAAAGGACAUUUUCCACUCGGUAACUUCCUUGUAACCUUACUACUGUACAAUGCAUAGGAAGAAAAUCACUCUUCCAUAACUCGUCAGAAAAAAGUAUACCUAAGUUAACAACAGAACUUCUCCCAAGAUUAAAAUACAGCGAAAAUUUUUUCCAUUUUUUUUAAAUUAGUUUAACCUGAAGUUAACGGAGUGUCUAAUUCUUUCCAAAUCUCAGUAACAGCCUGUAGGGAUCAGUGUAUUUAUUUCCUGCAUCUGUUCUCCAAAUUAAAUCAGAAAAUGUUUAUAAAAGAAUGGUUCUCAGUAGUCCCUGGGGAAGCUCUUAUGGAAACGUUACAUUAUAGAGAUGCUUGCUGCUAGUGAUCUUUGUAUUGCAGCAUGGUUGGAAUCUUUCUUCAUGGAACUUUUUUUUUUUUUUCCUCCUUUUGUAUUGUACUAAUUGUAAGGGAAAUAUAACACCACUGCAGGGUUAAAAUCUGGCUCCACUGAAGUCAAUGGCAAGACUUCCAUUUAUUUCAAUGGAUCAAAGAUUUCAUUUUAGAUCUUUAUUGUGCUGUCAGAAUACUGAGCAGACUGUGUGUCUCCAAGGUACACAGAGUAUCAGAUGAUCAGCCUUGGCGUUAUAUUGCAAAAUUAUUUGCAUUUGCUCUAGUAUUAAGAACAUUGAGGAUUUUUUAAUUGCACAUAUGAACACAAUGGAAGAGUCAGUGUGCCAUUAAUACAAAGUUGAUGUUUAACACUUACUAUAAAGUACCGUGUGGAACUAUGAUCAAAUCUGACAAGUCCAAACUUUAAACCAUGUACAGCAUUUUAUGAUGCAUGUAGUAUUUUUAGUAGCAACAGACUAUGACAUUUGAGGGCUGCAGCCUAGUAGGAUAUACCAGUGUUUCUCGCUUCUAUGUAAUAUUUUGUAUGGGUUUAGAGAAGAUGGCCUCUGUUGUGCAUUGUUUGUGAAAUGUUUCUUAUCCCAGAGAGGUGUAUGAUGUAAAAUACGUCAGUGAAAAGUGUAUAUUUUAUGUGAGAGGAAAAUACAUUUUAAUAAAGGUAAAGCUUUGUUAGCUGUAAAAAUGGCAACUGUUCAAGUGUACAGUAACUUCUUACUAAUGUAUGAAAAUCUGUGAUAUUUUUGAUUUGAUUGUAUUUGUAUUGCCCAAAUAAAACAUUUUGGCUGUAUUGUUCCUAA